Molecule: messenger RNA, 766 nt
Organism: Didymella exigua CBS 183.55
Lineage: Eukaryota; Fungi; Ascomycota; Dothideomycetes; Pleosporales; Didymellaceae
Exons: 1
Coding region: 185-604 (139 amino acids)
Source: RefSeq, a predicted model, not a curated record
GGUCGCGCUGUGGAUCAGUUCCUUGGGCAGGGCUUUCGUCUCUUGAUCUGAACCGGGCGCUGUGCCCAAGGCGAAGACCUGCAGGCUGACAGCCAGCCGGUCGAGAUAUGACUUCAGUGCUUCCUCUUCGACCAACGGCGUUCGGAAGACGACGUAGACCGGCAGCAGCUCAUCUAGCCUGUGCAUGAGUAAGAGCGCUGUCUCGCUGAUUGGGAUCGCUGCACAUACCGAACAGCAGCACCUGUCUUUGCUUCACAAACGGCAGGAUCGAAGUGCCCGCAUCUUCGACAGUGCCGUCCCACGAGUUGAACGCCUCCUCCAUGUCCACAUUCGAGGCCGCUGGUGCGAUGGCCUCCAAGACGGAGCUGUCGGCAAAGUCGACGCUGGCGCGAGGUUCCUCUUCCGAGCCCAUGUUACUUCUCGACGCUCGUCGGACGAGGGGCGGCAGCGUGAGGGCGGACUCACGUGCGGUGCGGCUGGUCAAGGUCGAGCUAGCCGCCCCAUGCAGGGAUCAUCUGGCCCGUGCGCGGUUCACGGCGGCCGUUGCCAAAACUUGCAUGUCGCGAGGCUGCGUUGGUGCAUUGCGACUCGACGCCCACGCUAACCACUCGUCGCGAUGAACAGCUAUCCGCCCCCCGUGGGCAUGGCGCCGCCUGCAUGGCGGGCUGUCAAGACGGCCGACGGCAAGGAAUACUACCACAACGCCGCGACGAAUGCGACGACGUGGGAGAAGCCGGACGAGCUCAAGGACGAGGUCGAGGUCAGU